Messenger RNA from Amyelois transitella, 2465 nucleotides. RefSeq lists its product as uncharacterized. Bases 248 to 1231 code for a protein of 327 amino acids. Gene Ontology annotation, molecular function: protein homodimerization activity; protein heterodimerization activity. Gene Ontology annotation, biological process: extrinsic apoptotic signaling pathway in absence of ligand; intrinsic apoptotic signaling pathway in response to DNA damage; regulation of apoptotic process. The transcript has 6 exons. Gene Ontology annotation, cellular component: mitochondrial outer membrane. The record is from RefSeq and is a predicted model, not a curated record. Lineage: Eukaryota; Metazoa; Arthropoda; Insecta; Lepidoptera; Pyralidae.
UCGCGCGCGCCGCCUGUGCUCCACUCCACGCGGCACGACCAGCGCGCGCUCCGAUCAUCUCGCGCCCAGUGCACUCCAACUAUUUCCCAAAAAAAACAUUACAAUUCAACAUUAAUUUCAUUUCGAAAUUUGGCAUUCUUCAGGAGCUGUAUAGCCAUUGUCAAGCUAGAAACUUCACAAGUCGAUAUACGGAGUUACCGAUUGCAAUCGAUUCAAGAUAGGACCGCUAACGGAUUUCCGAUGGCAUAUGGGGGGCGCAAGAAAGCAGGAGACCACGCGAAACAUCGCCAUCCACGUGACGCCUCCAGACGAGGAAGAUGACGAUGAGUUUGUGCCGCCCCUGCGCGUGCGACGGAAACUAAGCACACCGCUUACGACUCUACCCGGGACCACAGAGGACCUGGAGGGAAUACCACACUCGCGGACAUCAUCGCCAGCGCGGUCGCUAUCGCCGCUGGACCGCACCAAGCGCCGCUUCAGCACCAUGGUAUCCAGCGCUACAGCUGCUGCUGUGUCCCGACGACUCUCGGCCACUAUCGGCUGGUGCCUCGCCACACCUACGCAGGUCAAACCGCAAAUAGUCCGCCAGGGACGGGCGCUGUGCCUGCAGUACAUUAAGACUCAAAUUCGAAGAUCUACCCUUUGUCAGAAAAAGCAAAUAGUAAUGAAGCGUUUGCAACGAAUGUUAGAAACUGAAUGCGGUGAAGAGGCUAUAAACAACACCGAGAGCGGAGUGCUGGCUGCAAUGAGGGCCCUUUGUGCAGCUUUAGAGAGGAAGAGGCCCGAAGCGUUUCGGCACGUGGCGCGGCAAGCCACUCGGGCCCCCUACGCCAUGUUGCGGUCAGACACGGCCCUAGCUGAGCUGGCUCUGGCUUUGGCGCGUCGGAUCACGAGGGAAAAUAUUACUUGGUCCAAGAUAGCAGCCGUAUACUGCAUUUGUGGAGCGUUAGCAAGAGAAGCAGCUGAGGCGGUCGAUGAUGAGCCAGCAUUGGAGCUGGUGGCGGCACCAGCGGCAGCCAUCGCAGACCUGCUGCAUGAGGAGCCGGGCUCAUGGAUCGCCGCCCAUGGUGGAUGGACCGGUUUGAUAGAAAGAUUGCGAGAAAGCGAACGUGACCAGCGAUCAGAGAAAAACCUUCAAGUAAUGGUGUCAUUCUUCGUCAUGGUGUGCCUCGUGCUGUUGCUGCUAAGAUGGGCCCUCCAUUCACACCCCGCCUAUUACGAUAAUCUCUGACUUAAUUAUUACGCUUACACAAAAUCAAUCAAAUUCAUUGUUAUGUGUCAAAUGCAAAAAAAAACACCAAUGCUUAAUUUUAAUAUUUAUAUAAAAAUUUAUCUACUAAGUACACAGUACCUAUCUAUAACUUUACUAGUAGAAAAACACUUUACCGAUUAUUCCAUGUGAACAGAAAAUCUUUUACCCUAUCAUAGUUUCCGAAUAGGUUACUCAGCACUAAUUUAUACAAAAAUAUAUAUAGAAGGUAUUCAUUAACGUAAUAAUUCUGAAACACAACAGCAUGUUACUUGUAUUGCCUGGAGUAGAACACCGCCGGGUGAACCUAAACAAUAAACGGGAGUUCAUACAUACAUAUAAUCACUUCUAUAUCCCUUGCAGACAGAGUCAACAGUCGUGAAAAGACGUUUAAUGGUAGAAUUAAGAUUUAAAUAUUAACAGUUUGCUAGCCCAUCGCCUAGAAGAAGAAUCCCAAGUUUAUUAGUCACUUAGUGCCUUAGUCACCUAUUAUGACAUCCAUCAGUAAACUUAAUCAAAGUGACAACAUUUUAUAGUUAAGUAAGUCUUAGUUAUACAAUUUCAUCUUGUAUGUAUCUGAUUGAACAGUUAUUUUACUUACGCGGGUAAGAAGGGUAACGUAUUUCCUGGAGUAUAGGUAAGUAAAAUGUAAUUGAAUCGCCAACUACUCGGAAACUAUAAUUCGACUUCAACUCGAAUUUCACUUCACUGGCCUACCUUUCGUGUAUAAUUUUCCGCGAAGGGUAACCAUGCAUAUAAAUGUUUUGAAACAAAAUAUAGGUAAUUUGUUUGUACCGAUUAUGGUAAUUACUUAAUGUAUGUACAUAUUAUAAUUUAUUAUGUAUUUUUGGUGAAUAAUUUUUAAACUAGUAUCAAAUCAAAUCAACCAAUCAGUAUUUUUAUUUUCAAAGUUAUAUGAUAUCUAUCAAUUUUCCACCAAUUGGAUAUUAAUAAAAGAUUAUAAUUUCCCACAUUGUUUUACUACCUGUUGAAUAAAAACCUGCUGGCAGGGACUUAUUUGUAUAAAAACAAUAUUUAUAAAAAAAAUAGCUUACUGUAAUAAUAUUAUGACAUAAUUCUACUGAAAAUUUUAAUAAUUUAGUGUAAUAAAUUUAGUGUUAUUAUCAAAAUAGUUAGAGCUAUUGUGACAGUUUAUGAUAGGUAACUUAUUGUUGUUUAUCAGAAAAUAUGUGUUAUUUCGGAAAACGUAAUUGAA